Messenger RNA from Thermothelomyces thermophilus ATCC 42464, 1177 nucleotides. RefSeq lists its product as uncharacterized. The record is from RefSeq and is a predicted model, not a curated record. The coding region runs from base 155 to 1075 and encodes 306 amino acids. The transcript has a single exon. NCBI's taxonomy places the organism in Eukaryota, Fungi, Ascomycota, Sordariomycetes, Sordariales, Chaetomiaceae.
CGAGAACCUUCUCCGAUCGCUCGCAAAACUGAGGUUUUAUUUUUCUCGUUAUAAAAGAGAUUCUGCCUCUCGCCAAAGGAACGAAAUACUCACAAUGGACUGAGCACGAAUUUCGUUGCAGCCCCGACUACUCAACCAACUCUGGCCGCCAAACAUGUGGCGUCUCGGCAUUGCGGGCGCGCCCCGUCCGGCGAUACCCUCCGUCGUCGGCGUCGGCCGCGGCCGCUGUGCCCUGCGAUCACCGACGCCGAUGCUGACACCGACACCACGACCACGACCACGACUACGACUACGACUACGACCACAAUUGUCGCCAGCAGGAACUACGACAGUCUUCGCCGCCGGCCCCGACCGGCCUUUCUCCUCGACCGUCCCGCGUCCCGUGCUGGGCCCUUCCUCGGGGCCGUUCGAGCCACUACGUCCGCCCACUCCCUCCUCCCUCGGCCAGCCCCGCGCGGCCCGCACGUUCCGCCGCACCCGCCGCUGGGCGCGGCGCCUGGCCCUCCUCUCCGCCCUGCUCGGCGCGGGCUACCUGCUCGACCGGCAGGUCUACGCGUCGGGCAUCUCGCGGUCGCUGCGCACCUUCGGCGUGGGCCUGCUGGUGGCGGCCGACUACAAGCUCAACUUCCGCGCGGAGCCGCUGCCGCUGAUCGGGAGCGCCGGCGGCAUCGACGAGCUGCACCGCCGCAGCGCCGAGCGGCUCUCGGACCUGCUGCGCGAGAACGGCGGGCUGUACCUCAAGAUCGGGCAGGCCAUCGCCAUGCAGAGCGCCGUGCUGCCCCCGGAGUUCCAGCGCAUGUUCGCCCGCAUGUUCGACGACGCGCCCCAGGACGACUGGGCCGCCGUCGAGAAGGUGAUCCGGGACGACUUUGGCGGCCGCUCCGUCGAGGACGUCUUCGGCGUCAGCUUCGCCGGCGCCGAGGGCAAGGGCGUCAUGGAGAGGACCGCGAGGGCCAGCGCCUCGGUCGCCCAGGUCCACUGGGCGAGGCUGCCGGACGGAAGGGAGGUGGCCGUCAAGAUUCAGAAACCCGAGAUCGCGAAGCAGAUUGGCUGGGACCUGUGGGCUUUCAAGUGAGUUAGUUAAUUGCUUCAGAAUAUGAAAUAGGGAGAAGAGAGAGAGAAAAGAUGGGAAGAGAAAGGACCACUUCAUAGCACCCAGAUUUUUUUUUCUUUUUCC